Molecule: messenger RNA, 3308 nt
Organism: Pangasianodon hypophthalmus (striped catfish)
Lineage: Eukaryota; Metazoa; Chordata; Actinopteri; Siluriformes; Pangasiidae
Gene: sf1
Product: splicing factor 1
Exons: 12
Coding region: 162-2150 (662 amino acids)
Biological process (GO): regulation of mRNA splicing, via spliceosome
Cellular component (GO): nucleus
Molecular function (GO): mRNA binding; zinc ion binding
Source: RefSeq, a predicted model, not a curated record
UUUGUCCACCUCAACGGCGCCAUUUUGGUCAACCAUAUCGUGACACUGGAAGGUUGUAUAGUAUUCGGUGCGGUUCAGUUUAUUUUCGUGAAGGCGUCAGUCUUAUGAUUUUUUAAGCAGAAGAAAGUCGACGGACUAGAGGAAGAUAAAUACACCAGGAAAUGGCAACGGGAGCAAACGCAACCCCGCUGGGGAAGCUGCACCCGAGUAUCGGCGCUAAGCGGGGCUUCGACUCGGGGCCCGGUGCUGGCUUAAUGCCUCCGCCGGGGCCUCCGGCCUCUUUCCCGCUCCAAAACUUUCAACAGAUGCCGGGUGCCGCUUUCCCAGGAUUUCCCGGGGCUGCUGGUUCAUUUCCAAACCCACCCAUUGCUGGACCGCAGUCUCAAGGCGGAGAUAUGAGUAUGAAGAAGAGGAAAAGGAGUCGCUGGAGCAGCGAGACCCCCGAUCAGAAGACCGUUAUCCCAGGAAUGCCCACCGUCAUCCCUCCCGGCCUUACUCGUGAACAGGAGAGAGCUUAUAUAGUCCAACUGCAGAUCGAAGACCUGACACGUAAACUGCGUACAGGAGACCUGGGAAUCCCUGUUAAUCCUGAGGACAGGUCUCCUUCUCCUGAGCCAAUCUAUAACAGCGAGGGGAAGAGGUUGAACACACGUGAGUACCGCACCCGCAAAAAACUGGAAGAGGAGAGACAUUCACUCAUCACUGAGAUGGUUGGGCUGAACCCUGAGUUUAAGCCCCCUGCUGACUAUAAGCCUCCAGCCACCAGAGUUAGUGAUAAAGUGAUGAUUCCACAGGACGAGUAUCCAGAAAUCAACUUUGUUGGACUUCUCAUUGGGCCACGUGGCAACACGCUGAAGAACAUUGAGAAAGAGUGCUGUGCUAAGAUCAUGAUCCGUGGGAAGGGUUCUGUUAAGGAGGGAAAAGUGGGCCGUAAAGACGGACAGAUGCUUCCAGGAGAAGACGAGCCUCUACACGCCUUGGUCACUGCCAACACCAUGGAGAACGUCAAGAAGGCCGUAGAGCAGAUCCGUAAUAUCCUGAAACAGGGUAUUGAGACCCCAGAGGAUCAGAAUGACCUGAGGAAGAUGCAGCUGAGGGAGCUGGCCCGACUCAACGGCACUCUGAGAGAGGAUGAUAACAGGAUUCUGCGCCCUUGGCAAAAUUCUGAGCCUCGUAGCAUUACCAACACUACCCUGUGCACAAAGUGUGGAGGAGCUGGACAUAUCGCCUCUGACUGCAAGUUUACAAGUACAUAUACCCAGAGGCAAGGUGAUCCACCCCAGUCAGCUCAGGAUAAGGCGCGUAUGGAUAAAGAGUAUCUUUCUCUAAUGGCCGAGCUGGGAGAGGCUCCAGUUCCCGCAUCCGGUGGUGGACACAACAACAACAACCCACCCAGUGGCCCCCGAGGAACUGGACCUAACGCCAACCAGCCACCUCCAAACCGUCCUCCCUGGAUGAACUCGGGCCCUUCAGAUAACAGGAACUUCCAUGGCAUGCAUGGUGGUCCAGGUGGUCAUGGAGGUCCCCACAACUUCCCUCCUCCUAUGCCCAACAUGGGUGGACCACCCAUGCCUCCCAACCCUAACGGCAUGCCCCCACCAUGGAUGCAGCCACCCCCUCCACCCAUGGGCCAGGGCCCAGCUCCUCAUGGACACCCGAUGGGUUUGUUGCCACCUCCUAUGGGCAUGAUGCCACCUCCUCCACCUCCACCAAACAACCAACCACCCCCGCCCCCAUCCGGGCCUCUGCCACCAUGGCAGCAGCAGGCCCCACCCCCUCCACCCACCAGCAGCAUGGCAACCAGUGCCCCGCUGCCAUGGCAGCAGAAUACCCCUACCACUUCCACCCCAGCUACGGGUAACCUGCCUCCAUGGCAGCAACCCCAGCCAGCGGCAAGCUCUGCCGCCCAGCCCCCUCCUCCUAUGGGAAACCCCUCCAUGGUGCCCCCUCCACCUGGGGUUCAGCCCCCACUGCCCCCUGGUGCCCCUCCUCCUCCCCCUCCACCACCUCCAGGCUCAGCAGGCAUGAUGUAUGCACCCCCUCCACCUCCUCCACCCAUGGACCCCAACUUUGUUACCAUGAUGGGAAUCCCAGGAAUUCCUCCAUUUGGGAUGCCACCUGCUCCACCUCCCCCACCACCCCAAAAUUAAAUGCCCCCACAUCAACCACAUGAUAGAGGCUGGAGGACAACAUGACUUGGUUCUACUUGAUGUAUGUUGUUAAUACAGCUGGUGUGGUUGAAAUGUGUAAAUUUGUUUAACUUAAUUUGUUUCUGAUUUUAAAAUUGUAGUGUUUGCUCAGUUGGUAGAUUAUUUGUGGGUGUUUUUUUUUUUUUUUUGGAUGUGCAGGGAAUGGUAUGUGUGUUUGCAGGGCCUUCAUUUCAGUGGUUGGCCUAAAUUUCAGUGCUAAAUGACAUUCCAGACCACAGUAAUUAAACAGUUAUAAUGUUAAUCUAUUUUUUUUUUUUUUUUUUCAUUCAUUACAAAAUCAGAUGGUUUCCUCUCUAAUGAAUCGAAAAAAGUUUUCCAUCCAAAAGCUUUCUUUUGUAAAUUCAUAUCUUUAAAAAAAAAAAAACAAAAAAAAAAAACAGAUUUUGUUGUUGUCUGAAUAUUUUUGUAAUGCUAACUUCAGCUAAAUAAAAGUUGAAAUGGCCUCACAUUUAUGUAGUAACAAAUACAGGUGGGCAGAUUCUUCGCUUAUGUUGUGCUUUUGCAGUUCCAGGUUUGGUUGUUUUUAUUUUUAGGAUUUCUUUUAGAAUGCCUCUGUCUCAAGUGUGCAUAAAAGACUUGAAGCUACUUCAAUCUAUUCAUGUUAUACAGGGCUUUAACUACAUGUGUAUUCCUGACUGCUUCUGCAAGAAUACUGUCCCACUCUUUUGCCCCCACUUUUCUCAGUGUAUUGUCUUCUGAAGCUCCACUCAACUCUUCUCAAGUUGAAAAUCUAUAAAGGAUUUUGCCUCAAGAAAAGGAAAGAUAAAGAUGCAAUGAAAUGAUCUAACAGGUGUACGGGUCUUUUGUAGGAAAUUGCACCUUCACAGUUAGUUCCUCCUGCAUAACCAUGGAAAUGAAACUGAUUUAUUUCUGACUAACCUCAUCCAUUGGGUUUGUGUGAGGUCAUCUGAUACAGUUGUCUAAAUUUAUUUUUGUUCUUCCCCGUAGGCUUUUUUGCUUUGUGUGUGCAACUGUCCAGUCCUGAAGUGCUCAACUAUUUUUUAUUGUAUGUACAGUACAAAAUGGACAAAGUGAAUAUAUGUUAAGUUCCUGUACUCUUAAAAUAAAGGGGAUUAUACAUUUCUAUUAAAAGAACAA